Messenger RNA from Parasteatoda tepidariorum (common house spider), 2280 nucleotides. Its product is annotated as monocarboxylate transporter 12-B-like. Gene Ontology annotation, biological process: transmembrane transport. The record is from RefSeq and is a predicted model, not a curated record. Lineage: Eukaryota; Metazoa; Arthropoda; Arachnida; Araneae; Theridiidae. Gene Ontology annotation, molecular function: monocarboxylic acid transmembrane transporter activity.
AGUAAUAUUUCGAGGUUUUAGUAUUUUAUGGAAAUUAGCAGGUGCCAUGUCAGGAUUUGUAUUUGUCUAACUUGUGAAUCGAUCUUUUUUUUUCCUACUUAGUCAUGAAAGCCAGAGUGAAGAGGCAGUCUUUAAACAUCUUUUGCAUUAUAGUUCUAAUUAAUGUUUUUGAUUGUAAAAGUGUUAAUUAUUCUAAAAGUGGAGCUACUUCCACAUGAAAACUAGAUUAUAUAUGUUAAUUUAGUAAUUAUCACUAAAAUGAAAACAUUUGGAUAUAAUAGUUUAACCAGUUGGUUAGUACUGGCAGCUUGUUUUAUGAUAGGCUUUUUCAUUGGAUUGCCCAUGCGUUUAGCUGGAAUAUUCUAUGUGAUUCUUCGAAAUGGAUUUCAAACAGAAAGAUCAAAGGCAUCACUGCCUAUAGUCACGUAUGGUGUCUUGCGAACAUUUACAGGUCCCUUUACUGCAUUUCUGGGAGAAACAUUUGGAUUUCGAGCUAUUACUUUGACUGGAUGUAUUCUUGGUGCUGUCGGGGUAGGUAGUUGCUAUUUUGCCGAGAAUAUUACAGCAGCUACUUUUUGCCUUGGUCUCAUCUACGGCUGUGGAUUAGCUUUUGGUAAUACCCUAAUACAGACCAUUUUAAAGCUUCAUUUCACUCAACACAUCAAUCUCGUAAAUGGCAUUGUUCUAACGGGAUCAUGUGUAGGAGCUAUAAUCAUGUCACCGGUGAUUACUUACUUAGACAGUGCAUAUGGUACGAAAGGAAUGUUUUUGAUUUUGGGUGGACUAUUUUUAAAUACCAUUCCUGCUGCUAUCCUCUUAAAGCAUCCACAUAAUGAACGCAGAAUUGUGAAAGAGUCAAUUGUAUUCUCUAAUCAAAACACGUGUCAUCAAAAUCCUGCGUUUGUAUUGGAUGAAGAAGACCAACACAAAAUUGAUAGUACUCAACAAAUACCGAAAGAUCAUUUGAUAAUACAAAAAAAUGAUGCUUCAAAUAAAGUUCAAAAUGUAAUAUGUGUAAAUGGAGAGGCAGAUAAUAAAAACAAGGAAAAUUCCGAUCGGAUGGCAACGAAAUCCUUAGAAACAGAUGACACUCAGCAGUAUUUUCAACCAAAGACGAAAUCUAAGCCUGAUUCUGAUGUUCAACUCGUGCGAUAUACUGAAAGAAAACCUUCCGUUAAAAACACUGAGCAUGAAAAUGGAUUUAUGCAUGAAAAAGAUCUAGCAAACAAAAUUAGUCAACCGAAGGAGAGUACAAAAAGCAAAAACAAACUAUCCUGGGAAUCUUUUCGAGUGUUCUUAGAUCCUACAUUCCAUUUCAUAAUGUUUGUGCAAAGUGUUUUCGCAUUCCUUACAACCCUAAACUGGACUAUUAUAGUUGAUUAUGCUCGAGAUAAGGGAAUAUCCAACGAACUGUCUGUUUACUUCGCCAUGUUUAUCCCGCUUGCUGAAAUUGUGGGUAAUUUGAGUCUGAACUGGAUUACUGAUGGUCAUUUUAUGACAAGAACGAAUUUUAGUUUAACUUGCUUUCUAAUAUUACUGUUAGAUGCUGGCUAUAUAAUAUGGACUAAUGACUUUGCAUUGAUGAUGGUUGGAGUUAUAAUCUUUGGUUACGUAUCCGGAGCACUUAGCACAACAUUUCCAGGACUAAUUUUUGAAUAUAUAGAACAAGAGCAUCAAAAUAUGGCUCUAGCUUCUCGAUUCUUUCUUUAUGCGUUUCUCUGUAUAUUGAAAACUCCCAUAAUAGGAUACUUUCGAGAAACUUUGGGAUCCUAUAACUGGGUAUAUGUCAUAAUAAUUUCUUGCUGUUUUGCAUGUAGUGUACUUGUAAAGCUCACGCCAGUUCUAGCAUCAUGUAGAAACAGGAAGAAACAGUCAAAGGAGUGCACGUGACCUAUCGAUGCUGAGAUGAUCUCAGUCAUAGAUAAUUAGGCAUAAGAUUCAACUCAUCUUAUGCUCCAUUUUCAAGACUUGCCUGACGUGAAUAAAAAGAAACAAAAGUGAUUUGAAAUAGAAAUGUAAAGUUUCUAACAGAAAAUGGAAAAAGAAAGAUGAGAAAACCAUAAAAAAUAAAGAUGAAACCAGAAAGUAUAACAACCAAAGUAAAGGAACAAUGCUAUGGCAAUCCCAUCUCCCGGGAUAGUUCCAUGUUAAAAUAUACUUUUUAUAAUAAUUUUAUUUGUUCCAUUUUUAUAAAAUGAAACAAUUAUUUAAUUAAACUUCUAGAAUACUCAUUUCAAUAUAUUUAUUUUAUUUUUAUUGUUUGCUUAUAACAUCACAUGA